This is a messenger RNA of Symbiodinium pilosum, 885 nucleotides long. The record is from the annotation of a GenBank genome assembly. NCBI's taxonomy places the organism in Eukaryota, Dinophyceae, Suessiales, Symbiodiniaceae.
AUGAUUUUCCUCAAGCGUUGCAGCAAGGGCAACAUUCAGAGCGUCAUCUUGGUCUACGUGGACGAUUUUCUGGGCACGUUCCGUUCCGACUACAAUUUCAGCGAGGUCGAAGAAGCGUUUCAGUGGGGAUCCCUGGAGUUCCUGCAGGUCGGCAAACCGAUCGUCUUCAAAGGGAAGGAGGUCGAGUUGUUUGCCAGCCCGAACAACGCUAAGCGCUUCCAGCUCAAGCUCACUCAGAAGGCCUUCCUGGACGGACUUCUCCAAGGCAAACUUCCACGUGGUUGUGACCUCUUGGCUGCCCUUGACAAGGAGCACAGGGAAGAGUUCCGUUCAGUGGCCGGGUCCCUACAAUGGCUUGCCGGCCAGACCAGGCCGGAGCUGGCACCCGUGAUCUCCCUAAGCAACAAAGGGGAGGAAACCUCCUACGGAGAUCUCAAGGCCUUAUAUUCGGCCCUCGAGUUCGCCAAGCAGACUUCUGACGAGGGACUAGUUCUUGCUGAUGUUCCUCUGCGAGCUUCGACCACCUUGGCGAUGGGUGCUGACGAAGCGGUCGACCGAAGCGCCUACUUGAACCUGUUCAUCUCCGAGGUGAUCACUGGAGUUCCUGCUCACCGGGUUCAGCCUGCUCUACGUCACCUUCAUGUGACAGACGCCAAGUCUCUUUAUGAUGUCUUGGAGUCUGAGACUCCGAACUUAGCAGACAAGCGUAGCCUGGUGAACGUCAGAGCCGUUCAAGAAGUGGUCUCAGGGGAUUCCGUGCACUGGGUUCCAACGACCUUGAUGAGGGCAGACGGCCUCACCAAGAUCUCUUUUCUCUUGAUGGAGGAGCUCCAUCGAUGGCUCUUAAAGCCGAUCAUCGUGCUUCGUGAUGUUGUUGCCAAAUAA